AUUGUAAAUCUUGUAAAAAAAAGUUUCAAUCGUAAAUGUAAUUAUAUUCGUCACAUUAAAGCUCAUUUGAAUACAAGGAUAUAUAAAUGUUCUAAUUGUGUAAAAGCAUAUAAAAGACGUGAACAUUUGAAGAGACAUUCUAAAACACAUAAUAAUGAAUAACAAACAAGAAAUUGAUGAUGAUCAUUUACCUCCAUCCAAAAAGAUUAAAAAUAUUCCUUUUUCAACAACAGAAUAUUUAAAAAAAAAAAUUGUGAUUGGAGAUAAAACUGCAUCUGUGGUUGGUUAUAUUGAAGAUAUUCUUGGAGAAUCUACACAUGUAAAUAGAGAAAAACAAAAUGAAUUUCAUGUAUUCAAAUUCUUACUAAAUAAUAACGAUGGCUGUACAAUAGUCUGCCACAUUUACAACAAUUUAAUUAACAAGUUCAAAUCACAUUCAGGCAUGAAAAUAAAUCAGAAAAUUAUUAUUGAAAAUGCAGCAAUAGUAGAAACCAAAUUCUAUUCCCAGAGUAACCUACCAUGGAAUAUUAAUUUACAAUUUUAUACCGUUAUUUCUGAUCUUGGACCAUUUGGAGUAUAUAAAUAUGUAAUUCCAAAAGUCAAAUUUAAUGAUUUGGCUUCAAAAAGAGGGAUGAUAAAAGUAAAUGGGUAUCUACGCAGUCCUUUUAUUCAAAAAAAUGAUAACAAUGAAUACGAAUACAUUAGUUGUCUUGCUCACAAAAAGAGAAAAUUAGACUUAGUAUUAAUAAAAGAUGAAGGGAAAUCAAUUAACUUUAUUAAAGGAUCAAAAUUGGAAGUAUUAGGUGAUCUACAAGAAAGUGGAAAAACAUUAGUCUUACGCGUGAAAAAUGUCGAUCACAUCAAAAUUCUUUCUGACGAUGAUUAUAUGACUGAACAAGACCUUCUCGUUGCUAAAGAAAUAUUUACAAUACAACCCAAAGACGAAACAAAGGAAUAAUUCAUAUAAAAAUUGUCUAAACUAACCAUGAUUUACAGUAAUAAGCUGGAGUGAAAUAUCGUUGUAAAUUUACUAACAGUAUCAAUGUAAAAACACUAUCAAAAUUAAAAGAUAUUCAUUUACUCAUGAUCGAACAAAAAUAUUUAGUUAUCAAUCUUAUAAAAAAAGUUUUAA
Molecule: messenger RNA, 1132 nt
Organism: Phymastichus coffea
Lineage: Eukaryota; Metazoa; Arthropoda; Insecta; Hymenoptera; Eulophidae
Exons: 7
Coding region: 155-958 (267 amino acids)
Source: RefSeq, a predicted model, not a curated record